UGGAAAUCUGCGGCUGGCGUCGGCUGGCCAUGUUUCAGCGGCGAAUUGUACCUUGUCUUCACCCCACUCACGAAUUUCGAGCUUGUGAAACUCGAUUUCACAACGGCCCUCCGUCCUGGACCAUGGCUGGAAAAGGUGGUCCUUAUAAGGUCUUCGUGGGCGGCUUGCCGCAGGAAUGUACUACCGAGGUGCUCAGCGACUACUUCUCAACCUUCGGCAUGUUGACAGAUGUGGUCGUCAUGAGCGACCGGGGCACCGGACGCUCCCGGGGCUUCGGCUUCGUAUCCUUCGACACAGUGGAGCCGGUGGAGCAGAUCAUGGCCAUGCACAAGGAGCACCAAAUCAUGGGAAAGUGGAUUGACUGCAAGAACGCCACGGUUGAAGGAACCAAAGGAGCUGGUGGAGGUAUGGGCGCUAUGGGCGGUAUGGGCGGUAUGGGCAAAGGCGGUGCCGGCGCUAGUGGCGGCAUGAAAGGAGCUGGGAAACCUGGAGAUUGGAAAUGUCCUAAUUGCGGUGCCCUCGUCUUCGGAUCAAAAUCUGAAUGCUUCAAAUGCGGGACUCCAAAACCAGAUAGCAGCUAUGGUGCGACCAGUUAUGGAGGCUAUGCUGCCAUUGCACCACCCUCUAGCUGUGGAGGCGGCUGUUCCGGUGGUGGCGCUGGAUACGGUGGUGGCAGCUAUGGCGGAGGCGCAGCCGCAUACGGCAGCGUUGGUGGCAGCAUUGGUGGCGGCGGUGGCUGGACAGGCAAAGGAUGCCUAGGCGCCUAUGGAGCCUAUGGCAAGGAUGGCAAGUCAGGAAAGGGUUACUCGCCCUACUGAGAGGCGUUUCUAUGGCGCUGGAGAGGUCCAGCCGCGCCGCGUCGCGCCGCGUCGGACGCGGUAGCUGCUGCGAUGGGACCGGAGGAUACCAGAGGUCCAUUGCCGACGAAUGCAGAUGUGACGAUACCCCC
Messenger RNA from Cladocopium goreaui, 949 nucleotides. The record is from the annotation of a GenBank genome assembly. NCBI's taxonomy places the organism in Eukaryota, Dinophyceae, Suessiales, Symbiodiniaceae.